Molecule: messenger RNA, 2051 nt
Organism: Xylaria bambusicola
Lineage: Eukaryota; Fungi; Ascomycota; Sordariomycetes; Xylariales; Xylariaceae
Exons: 3
Coding region: 133-1944 (603 amino acids)
Source: RefSeq, a predicted model, not a curated record
CCUUUAGAUGAGCGAUAUGAUGAUAAGUCUCGCAGCCGCAACAUCAUUAAUGGUUGUUGAGACAAGCGACUUGGUGUCGUCGUUUAGUCCUAUUUCUUAUGUAGUUAAAGACAUUACUAUAGAACAGCUUUCAUGAGUUUGCGGUCAAUGCCACACCAACUUGAUAAAACAGUGCCAGAAUGGCGUAUCCUAGAAGAUAUCCUGCCACUUUUCAGCGCUGACCUCCCGUGGUGUGUUGCUGACACUGGAUCGCGGGGCUUUUGGUCUACGAUUAUCCGUUUCUUGCAAUGGCAUCGACCACGGCAAUCGGCAGCCAUCACGACGGCUAUUGAGAACGAAAUAAACCUAAAAAAUUUUCGGGCAGACUUAGCCACUAUAGAUGAGUACCAUCCACAUUACCAGCUACCUGAUCACGUCUAUAAGACUUGCAAGAAGAAACUGUCGGAGUUAUUGUUAGUUCUCGAGAAUCUAGUUGAAGACAGCGUAAUUGAAGUCGCUAGUAAAACACAACCAGAAAACCAACAAGUCGCUAGUAAAAUACAACCAGAAAACCAACAAGUCGCUAGUAAAACACAACCAGAAAACCAACAAGUCGCUAGUAAAACACAACCAGAAAACCAACAAGUCGCUAGUAAAACACAACCAGAAAACCAACAAGUCGCUAGUUCCGAAGAAACUCAAUCAUGGCUGGAUUUACAAUCUUGGGCAGAGACGCCUUUUGUCCAAGCAGUCACACAGUUCCUUCCGUUGAAUCAUAUCUCAGCACAGGCACCACGUCUAUCACCCCGAGCAUCAAUUGACCCAGAGGCUGCACGCUUAACUCCUCAGUUCCAGAAACUUGAAAUACUUAGCCUCAUCGUUCAGGAAUGUUCGAACCCCAAGGAAGAUAUCACUAGCUCGUGUGUCAAGUUCAUAAAACUGAAGCAGACGCCCAGUCAGUUCCAGGAAGUUGCAAAGAAAGCCAAUGUCGCUAUGAGGUGCCUUGUUGAUAUUGCAGAGAAAGAUUCUCGAAAUCAAUUCAGGAUACGAAAGACGCGGAAAAUUCCAAUUUUGAAUUGGAAAAAUCCUAUGCCAUGGGAGACUACCUAUCGACUCUUCAACAUGCUCUUAGACAAGACCUGUCUUGGUCAUGAAGCUAGAUUUCAGCUGAAUGGUUUCAAGAUAGAUAGUGAGGGUGAAAACUUACCUUUAGAUGUCUUCAUCUCCUCCUGUCCGCAUAAGGAUCCGCCUGUGGUAUCGCCCUCCUGGCAAGAAGGGCGAUACACCUAUCACAUGGAUGAGAUAACCCCUCCCCGUGGUGAAAUGACGAUUAUCAACGAUCUGUGCUUCUCCAGCCCCAGCCAUCGGCAAAGCGAACAUUUACCCCCGGUGUUAAAUAUUCGUGUCAUUGAUUUUGACAAAUUAAACAACGCCUAUGAACGAUGGCGUCCGACCGAGCACUCUAUUCGUCUUGGCGCAACACCAACUAUAUCACUUGCUCACCUCCUCGACAAUGGAUUUUUGAGAGAUGUUCGCGACGGAGGUGUAUUUAAUGUCGGUGAUAAGGCAGUUCUGGCAUUGUCGCUUGGCCGUUGCCUCUUACACUGCUUUCAGGGACUUUUAAUGCAACAGGAAUGGUCGUCGCACAAUAUUCACUUUCUUCACCAACGCACUACCUCCACUGAAGCUAUCUUCAACAUCCAUCAUCCUUAUGUAGCUUGUCACUUUCCAAAGACAAAGGAAGAGAGAGAGCGUGUUUCAGGGUAUUCGACGUUUCUCCAGAACGAUGCGCUGCUGAGAUCUGCAGUGAAGCCUAAGGAUUGUGAGCUCUCUCUCUGGUCAUUUGCAAGGCUUCUUCUUGAGAUCGAUAAAGGACAAAGAAUACCUCUGCUUAGUGAGCCAGAAAUCUUUCAAUCCUUUAACGACCUGAACAGGGGAGAACCCGGAUCUCUCCGAUGUCCGUGAGGUUCUUUAUGACGAAGUUUUGCAUCCCCUCGAAGAAAAUAUCAAUUCUUUCUCGUGUGAUAUUCUCAGUGUCAUUGCGCGACGUGAUGUUGAACUCAAUGGCUCAA